Messenger RNA from Fusarium musae, 558 nucleotides. RefSeq lists its product as uncharacterized. The record is from RefSeq and is a predicted model, not a curated record. The coding region runs from base 1 to 558 and encodes 185 amino acids. NCBI's taxonomy places the organism in Eukaryota, Fungi, Ascomycota, Sordariomycetes, Hypocreales, Nectriaceae. The transcript has 2 exons.
AUGAUGGUGGUUUUGGUGACGGCACGGCCGCGAAAUCCGACACCGCUCGAAGCAGUGCGAAGGCGUCUCUCGUGCAAAGGAACAUACAACAAGCCCCCAGCGCUUGUAACCAAUAUGCAGUCGGGGGGGAAUAAGUACACUCCUCAGAGCCACCAGGCUUCCGCCACACCUUCAUAUCGUCCUGAUCUGCUUCCUCCGCCAGUAUCUUCCGACUAUGCAGGAAACAACAACAUCGAUAACACCUCGAUGCCAAUGGCUGAUGUGUCAAAUUACCUGCCCACGCCCACUACCAGCAACGAGGACAUGAGGUACCCAUCGACAAGUUCAGAAACGGAAGCAUUCAGAUACGCUUCUCCAAUAGAGGACAUGUAUGGAUGGGAUGCGGAACUCGAAAGGCGUGAAGCUUCACCAAGCCGGGACUCGACAAGCUCCACCGAAGGUCUUGAUGCCUUUGCUCUCAGCUACAGGCGAGCUAAUGGUAGCAAGCACAGCUUGCUGCAGCGAGUCUUCCGCGUUGGCUCUUCGUCAUCUGUGGGCAAGAUGGAGACAGCUGCCUGA